Molecule: messenger RNA, 600 nt
Organism: Colletotrichum karsti
Lineage: Eukaryota; Fungi; Ascomycota; Sordariomycetes; Glomerellales; Glomerellaceae
Exons: 2
Coding region: 1-600 (199 amino acids)
Source: RefSeq, a predicted model, not a curated record
AUGUUCUCCCUUAGAAACGUUCGUGGCGCUCAGAAAAUCACUCGAUCUCUCAAAACACCGGUAUCAGUCACACCUAUCCAGCACAAGCGUUUCUUCAACUUCACCAAGAUGUCUAAGUUUCCCACACCUUCAAGCGAUCCGCCAAAGCAUGAGAUGCAGUACUUCCCUGAUAUGACGACGGCUUUGCCGUCUGAGUCUGGGGAGUUCCGUCGCGUGCUUUGGACUGGUCUCUACUCCCAAGUCGUACUCAUGACCAUUCCUGUAGAUGGAGACAUUGGCGAAGAGAUCCACACUGUUGAUCAGAUCUUGACCUUCACGUCCGGCAAAGGGUUGGCUCAAGUUGGCGGCAAGGAACAGGAGGUCAAGGGUGGCGACAUGGUCAUUGUACCUGCGGGAACGAAGCAUCAGUUUCUGAAUAAGGGCCCAACGCCGUUGAUCUUGUACACUGUGUACUCCCCAGCAGAACACAAGCCGACAACUGUUCACAAGACCAAGGAGGAGGGUGACAAGGAAGAAGAAGAUGGUAUCGACGAGGCCCCGGCCUGGAGUCAGAGAAGUAAAGAACAGAAUGAAAAAGAGGGGUGGGUUAAGGCAGAGUAA